Molecule: messenger RNA, 1023 nt
Organism: Lactuca sativa (garden lettuce)
Lineage: Eukaryota; Viridiplantae; Streptophyta; Magnoliopsida; Asterales; Asteraceae
Molecular function (GO): nucleic acid binding; zinc ion binding
Source: RefSeq, a predicted model, not a curated record
AUGGACACUACUGCUAGCCUCCACUUCAUGAACCAAGAGUUUGCCAAACUUGACCAAUUCGAUGGUCAGAACUACACCCGUUGGGCCGAGAAGGUCAGGUUCAUGUUUCAUGUCUUGAAGCUCGCCUUUGUGUUGGACCCAAAACCGGCACCAAUUCCUACUAAUCCAAUUCCCGAGGCGGGGAAAACCGUGGACCCAGCGGUCAUCGCAGAACUGGAAAAGCAAAGGACUAUGCGUAGAGAGUCUGAGGAACUGUGUGUGGGUCAUAUCAAGAACUCCCAAUCUGAUCGACUCUAUGAUCUUUACUCACUGAUCAAAGAUCCAAGAGAGCUAUGGAAUGCGUUGGAACUUAAGUACAAGGCACAUGAGGAAGGUACUAACAAAUACCUUGUGUCUAAGUACCUAGAGUUUCAAAUGGUUGAUGACAAAUCAAUUAUGGAGCAAGUGCAUGAACUCCAAGUCAUGGUCAACAAGUUGAACGCACUCUCCAUCUCUAUUCCAAAACUCUUUCAGGUUGGUGCGAUUAUCGCAAAACUACCACCCUCGUGGAAAGAUUUCUCUAAGAGAAUGAUGCAUAAAUCUGAGGACUACUCCUUGGAUGAUCUGAUGAAACACCUCUGCAUUGAGGAGGAAACUCGCAUCAGGGACAAGCAUGGUAAAGUCGGAUCAAGUGUGCAUCACGUGUCAGUUGGGGGUUCUAGUCAUAAAGGCAAGUCUAGGGGACAAAACAAGAAGAACUUGGGACCCAAGAAACAAAGCUUCAAGAAACCGGGUCAUUCGAAUCCUAACUCCAAGCUAAAGAGGACCGGACAUUGCCACGUCUGCGGAGAGAUUCGGCACUAUGCUAGAGAAUGCAAGGAUCGCAAAUCAGGACCGGUAGCACAUGCAGUCGAGCAGGUGACUAACAUGGUGGCAAGUGUGAACCUUGGAGAGAUUUUUGUGAUCUCCUCCCUUACCCGAGCAAUCAGUGCUCGAGGAUGGUUCGUGGACACUGGAGCCACCGUGCAUGUUUGUGGGCAAUGA